Messenger RNA from Caenorhabditis briggsae, 1344 nucleotides. It is a transcript of the gene Cbr-uri-1, whose product is annotated as Protein CBR-URI-1. NCBI's taxonomy places the organism in Eukaryota, Metazoa, Nematoda, Chromadorea, Rhabditida, Rhabditidae. Gene Ontology annotation, biological process: negative regulation of transcription by RNA polymerase II; negative regulation of phosphatase activity. Gene Ontology annotation, molecular function: chromatin binding; phosphatase inhibitor activity; transcription corepressor activity. The record is from RefSeq and is a predicted model, not a curated record. The coding region runs from base 1 to 1344 and encodes 447 amino acids. The transcript has 4 exons.
AUGGCUGAAGAAGAUCUAUCAUCUAAAAUGAGCGAGCUUUAUGUUGCAGAAUGCAAUGCGGCAAAAGCUCGUCUUGAAGUAGAAACCGAGUGUAGGAGAAUAAUUGCGGACAACUACGAAAAAGUUAUGACUCAAGUACAGGAGCAUUCCAAGAAGUUAGAAGUUCCGACUACGGCUAAAAUUUGCGAAGUUGGUUAUUUCUGUGAUGCUCAUAUUGUACGAACAAAUCAAGUUAGCAUGGAAAUGGGGUCACAGUAUUUCGUGGAGUGUAGUGUCCACACUGCCGAAAAAAUCGUCAAACGGCGUGUUGAAGAAAUGAGAACUACUCGAGACGAAGGACUAGAGUCCAUCCGCAUUCUCAACGACAAAAUAAAGUUUGCUCAAGAGAAUUUCGCAUCAGUUGCAAUUGAAGGUGGCCCAAUCGAAAUCGUUGAGAAAUAUGACGAUGAAAUGGAGCGGAUGUUUUACGAUAAUCGCAAGAAAAGAAAUCAGGAGAAGCAGCAGAAGAACGACGAAUCAACUGGAAAUGGUGGCUCCAAAGAUAAUAAUGCUCACGAUAAAGUUAUGGAUCGUCUCGAAGAACUAGAGAAGAUCGAAGCCGAUAAUAAUGAAAUAGGAGCUAAUGAGUCAGAAGUCUCAGUUCCAAAAUCAUUCGAAGUUUCCGUUGAUGAAUUGGAAAAGUUAGAGGAAAUGGAAGAAGAAGAUGAAAGCACUACUGAAGCUGCGUUAAGAUUUGGAAUGAAUGAACGGCUGCUCGCACAACCGGGAGUUUCACAAAAAGAAAUGGAAAGACUUCUAGAGUUUCUCGACGAUUGUGACAGGAGUUCCGAUGAAGAAUACGACGAAGAAGAAGAAGAAGAGGGGGUGGAAACUGAAGAAAAUGAGAAUAAUCGUUCAACUUCUCAAAAAGUAGUAGAGUUGGAUUCGGAUGAUUAUGACUCAGAUGACGAUAAGGCUCACAAUGCUUCCAAGGUUCAAGCACACGUACAAGAAAUUACUGAGAAACUCGCUUCUACCAAGAUUAAGCGGAAGAAAAGUGGAGUUCGAUUUGCUGAGAAACUGGAGAAUGUGAAAACGUUUCUUGAAAGUGAUACUGUAGAGAUAAAAGAGGAAGCUGUCAUCGAAACUAAAUCGAUUCUUCGAAACACUGAACCAACUCCAGUAGAUCCUAAGGCUCUUGCUCCAGAGCAGAAGGAACUUGCCACAAUGAGCACCGCGACAUUUCCGGGGGAAAUCGUUGAGAAGGAUCCGUAUGAUUGCGAACCGUCUACAAGCAAAGAUCCCGCACCUGUGAUAACUGAAAAGAAAAUUUCCAAGUUCAGAGCAUCGCGGAACAGAAAUUAA